This is a messenger RNA of Malaclemys terrapin pileata, 2411 nucleotides long. Its product is annotated as aquaporin-2-like. The transcript has 4 exons. Gene Ontology annotation, biological process: transmembrane transport. NCBI's taxonomy places the organism in Eukaryota, Metazoa, Chordata, Testudines, Emydidae. Gene Ontology annotation, molecular function: water channel activity. Gene Ontology annotation, cellular component: plasma membrane; apical plasma membrane. Bases 52 to 876 code for a protein of 274 amino acids. The record is from RefSeq and is a predicted model, not a curated record.
GCCACGGGAGCAGCAAUCAAGCAGCUUUUGGGGUUUGCCACGAGAGACCCUAUGAUGUGGGAACUCCGUUCAGUAGCCUUCACCCGGGCUGUCUUUGCUGAGUUUCUGGCCACGCUGCUCUUCAUCUUCUUUGGCCUGGGCUCUGCCCUCAACUGGCCUUCGGCCCCCCCAGACAUCCUGCAGAUCUCGCUGGCUUUCGGCUUGGCCAUCGCCACGCUGGUCCAGGCCCUGGGGCACGUCAGCGGGGCGCACAUCAACCCGGCAGUGACAGUGGCUUGCCUGGUGGGCUCUCACAUCUCCUUCCUCAGAGCUGUCUUCUACGUGGUGGCCCAGCUUCUGGGGGCAGUCGCCGGGGCAGCUCUCCUGCACGAGCUCACCCCACCGACCAUCCGGGGACACUUGGCCGUCAACAGGCUGCACAACGACACGACUCCAGGCCAGGCCGUCACCGUCGAGCUCUUCCUCACCUUCCAGCUGGUGCUGUGCAUUUUCGCUUCCACCGAUGACCAGAGGAGCGAUAACGUCGGCUCGCCGGCCUUGUCCAUUGGCCUGUCUGUCGCCGCGGGUCACUUGCUGGGGAUCCACUACACCGGCUGCUCUAUGAACCCCGCCAGAUCUUUUGCCCCAGCUGUGAUAGUAGGAGACUUCAGCGCCCAUUGGGUCUUCUGGCUAGGGCCCUUGGCUGGCGCAGUGGUGGCCUCGCUGAUCUACAAUUAUAUUCUCUUCCCACACACCAAGACCCUAUCAGAGAGACUCGCCAUCUUCAAAGGCUUCGAGCCUGAGGAGGACUGGGAAGAGCGCGACGUUCGCCGGAGGCAGUCGAUGGAGCUGCACUCCCCGCAGACUCUGCCAAGGGGCAUGACGGAGAAAGUCUAGCGAAGCCCCCAUGGGCUGCAAAAGGAGCUAGCCACAUUCUCUGGCCUCUGUUCUAGACAAGCACACGUCGUGAGUGACAAAUGCACUUUCCCCUCUUUUGCCGAGGAGUAAAGGUGCCCCGAGGUUGCCCCAAUGAGCCAUAAAAGGUUUGCUCCCAUUGUUAGCUGUGCCCCGUUCCCUGAGCAAUUCAUGUAACCUUCCCUACGCUCGCCAGCUUUCCACCUUUACGAUCCAUCAACAUCCCCUUGCCUGAACCAAACACCGGCUCCACCUACAGAACAUACUGACCCCUAGCAGCCUCAGCAUGGCAACCCCAGGAGGCAGAACUCCUGGGUCCGAUUCCCAGCUCUGCCACCGAACGUCAUGUGCCACGUCACUUCUUUUCUCCGUACCUCAGUUUCCCCAUCUGUAGAAGGAGGGUAAGACUACUUCCCACCUCACUGAGCUCUUGGGAUGGAUUCACAUUUGCUGAGCACUUGAAAGCACUAUAUAUUAGCAUUGUUUUUUAUUACUGUUGUCAUUUAAUGGAGCGGGGAGAUUGCUACCUAUUCUGGUCCACUUUCCCCCCGCCUCCCGCCCCACCCCAUCUCACACUUCUCUCUCUGCUAUGGCUGCUUGGAUACAGAUUGGAGUUUGCCACAUGUAACGAGCAGCAAGCGUCUCACACUUUGCCGAUUCUAUGCAGGGAACAGCACAGAAGGUUUUCCUCAGAGAUAUGAAGGAUACUUCAUUCAUCCUACCAGGAGAGCUUUUAUAAACUUCAUCUGGCUGGUUCCUCCGGGCUGCCAGCUCCCAUGUUUCGAAAGAGAACUACAGCCCCUCUGUAUGCCCCAGAGCCAUCUCCCUGCUUGUUCCCUAGACAUUUGCCUCCAAGUCUAACUCACUGUAUUCCCAAGCUCCUUCUUAUUCCUGUAUUAAAUUGUCAUCAGGCAUCCUUGUGAGGCUCUUAAAGAGAUGCCGCAUCCCACCCCAGAGGUGGCUGCAUUUGCCCCAGCAGGUAAAGCAGCGGAGACUUAACCUGUUCUAUGUCAGGAUGGCUCCCUGCCCCCAAGCCUCUUCUUCCAAUCAGAAUAGUUAAAAAAAAAAAAAAAACUUGCCCUGCCUCUCUGUAGAUUGAGCUAAAGUGAUAGAAUUCACUGAUUUAAAAUGUGAGUUGAGUCAGUUGCAAAAAAUAUAAUUGAAAUCACCAAUUUUCUUUUCUUUUUUAAAAAAAAAUUCUUAUUUUAGUUACUUUCCUAAGGAAAACUUAAUUCUCACUGGCUGACAGAAGAACCCAAGAAACUUACCCAAAACUUACCUUAGCAAUCAGAUGGCAUAAAUAAUGACUGUAUAUAUCUAUUCAGAUUCUUCAUUUUUACAUUUCCACGCUAACCAAUAUCAGUGACUGUUCUCUUUCUGCUACAGACAUUUAACUUAUUGUUCAUUGUGAUUGUAUGGAAAGCUAAAAUGAAAUGGAACGAAGCCAUGAAAAUGAUUCUUUUAAACAUGGUUGAAUAUUUGUUGUAUUAAUUUCAAAUAAAGCACUUUAAAUUUGC